Messenger RNA from Rhinolophus ferrumequinum (greater horseshoe bat), 3596 nucleotides. RefSeq names its product par-6 family cell polarity regulator beta (gene PARD6B). The record is from RefSeq and is a predicted model, not a curated record. The transcript is spliced from 3 exons. NCBI's taxonomy places the organism in Eukaryota, Metazoa, Chordata, Mammalia, Chiroptera, Rhinolophidae. The coding region runs from base 330 to 1448 and encodes 372 amino acids. Gene Ontology annotation, cellular component: cell cortex; nucleus; apical plasma membrane. Gene Ontology annotation, biological process: establishment or maintenance of cell polarity; centrosome cycle; regulation of cellular localization. Gene Ontology annotation, molecular function: protein kinase C binding.
AGGCGGCCGAGAGCGAGGCUGCGGCGCCUGUCGCCUCUGCUCCGCCCCCUCCGCCUCCUCCUCCGCCGUCGCGGCAGCCGCCGAGGCCCGGAGGGAGAGUCACGUCCCCGCCCGCCGCUUCGCCAGUCGGACCCUCAGUGUCGCCCUGUGAGGAGUCAGCCGAGCGGAUCUCUGCGCGGACACCCGAGCCGCUGCCGCCCCUCUGCAGGUGCCUGUGAGGAGGCCCCCGGGCCGCUGCCGCGUCCGGAGCCCGCCGGCCGCGCACUCGCUCCCCGCGCUCCCGGGGGUCGGCCCGGCUGGAGGAGGCCGCCGCGGGGCCCGGCCUCAGCAUGAACCGCAGCCACCGGCACGGGGCGGGCAGCGGCUGCCUGGGCACCAUGGAGGUGAAGAGCAAGUUUGGAGCAGAAUUUCGUCGGUUUUCACUGGAAAGAUCAAAACCUGGAAAGUUUGAGGAGUUUUAUGGAUUACUGCAACAUGUUCAUAAGAUCCCCAAUGUUGACGUUUUAGUGGGCUAUGCAGACAUCCACGGAGACUUACUACCUAUAAAUAACGACGAUAAUUAUCACAAAGCUGUUUCAACGGCCAAUCCACUGCUUAGGAUUUUUAUACAAAAAAAGGAAGAAGCAGACUACAGUGCCUUUGGUACAGACACACUAAUAAAGAAGAAGAAUGUUUUAACCAAUGUGUUGCGUCCCGACAACCACAGGAAAAAGCCACAUCUAGUCAUUAGCAUGCCCCAAGACUUCAGACCUGUGUCAUCUAUUAUAGAUGUGGACAUUCUCCCAGAAACACAUCGUAGGGUCCGUCUUUACAAAUACGGCACCGAGAAACCCCUAGGAUUCUACAUCCGGGAUGGCUCCAGUGUCAGGGUAACACCGCACGGCUUAGAGAAGGUCCCAGGGAUCUUCAUCUCCAGACUUGUCCCCGGAGGUCUGGCUCAAAGCACAGGACUAUUAGCUGUUAAUGAUGAAGUUUUGGAAGUCAAUGGCAUAGAAGUUUCAGGGAAGAGUCUUGAUCAAGUGACAGACAUGAUGAUCGCAAACAGCCGCAACCUCAUCAUAACAGUGAGACCAGCAAACCAGCGGAACAACGUUGUUAGGAACAGUCGGACCUCGGGCAGUUCCGGCCAGUCCACGGAUAACAGCCUUCUUGGCUACCCCCAGCAGAUGGAACCGAGCUUUGAGCCCGAGGAUGAAGACAGCGAGGAAGAGGACAUUAUUAUCGAGAACAAUGGGGUCCCACAGCAGAUCCCUAAAGCCGUUCCUCUUACCGAGAGCCUGGAAUCAUUAACGCACAUAGAACUCAGUGUGGGGUCUGGACAGAAUGGUUUUAUUCCUUCUAACGAAGUGAGCUUAGCACCCAUAGCAAGUGGCACAAAUACAGAAUUUGAAACGCGUGCUCCAGAUCAGAAACUCUUAGAAGAAGAUGGAACCAUCAUAACACUAUGAAACCAUUGUUGGACUGUUUUUUGUGUGAGGGUGCCAUGGGGACUUGUACAUUUGGCUAGUUUAAAGCAUAUAUACCUCUGAACCAGCGACUUGGAAUAGGCAUGAGAAAAAAUAUUGUAAGCUUAAAAUGUUAUUAAAAUUGUAGUUUGAUCAUUGCUAAUAUGAAUGUGGGUGGAUCAGAGGUGAAUUUAAGUCUAAAACGAAGGGGCCUUUGCUAAUGAUAGAUGUGCGUUUGCUAUUUUGUCUCUAGAGAACUGGAUGUUAGAGCACAUUCUCAGAACUAUGUGAGAGACUAGAUCUUUUCCGUCUGAAGUGGUUGCGUAUUUAACCUGCUGUGCAGAGCCCAGUUCAUUUUUUCUUUAACUAUAUUUUUAAAAAUUGUAAUGUGAAGACGUCUGAUUCUCUCUUCUGGUACCUUGGGGACCUCAGCUCCUAUGUUCCUGUAUUUUAUUUUGAUUUUUUAAAUGUUCUUCUGUUGUGAAUUUUAACUAAGUAAUGUUUUCAAGUGCUUUUUUUUUUCUUUCUAAUUUCUAAGAAAUCACACCGAUUGUUUUUAGGAGUUGCUUCCUAUGUUAUAAAGCAUUGAAACGAUGUUCCUGAAGUAAGAAACUAACCGUUGUUUAAGUUCAUGUUUGUCCAUCCUGUGCUUUUAGAUUUACAAACUCAUUCCAUGUGGGUGUAACUUAUUCUGAAAGGCAAUUCCAUGGACUCUGGGCACAUGGGAGACUCUCCCUUAACGUUAACCGGUUCUCAGCUGCAUUCCCAAUCUUACUGGAAAGCAUUCCUUUUGUUGUUUGUGUGUGUGUUUUUUUGGUGUGCUUUUAUACUCUUGUAAUGUAUUUGAGUAGUGUGAAUCAUUUUGGAUAAAAAAUGCACCCAAAUUAAGAGAUUUUUACACACAGGACAAACUUGUGCACUUUUUAUAUGAACAAUUUGGGUUUCCUUAAUGGGAUUUCUAGGAACACUGCCUACACUUUAUGAAAAUUAUAUAGUAUUCACCUUUGACAGGUAGAGUUUAUUGCUAUUAAUUUUAUGAGGCUAUUUAUUACUUUCCAAUGCAUCCACUUAGAACAAGUUACGAGUAAGGCUGCUAACCUUCAGUCCUUGCCUGAUUUCACUGUACAUUGUGCCCAAACACUACAGUAUGUUUGUACAUAGAAACUGAGACGAGGAUGAAGUACAUAAGUUCCCUGUGGCUUAUGGGUAUUUCUCUCAGAGUUAUUUAUUAAUUAAUUUUAUGGUAGGGCUAGUAUGGAUACCUUUAUAACAAUUGUGUGCUAUUAAAACAAUGAAGAAUCAAAGGACUCCGUUUUGAAGGAUAUUUUCACUAUAUGGUCAAAGUAUAUGAAGAAGUAAAGUCUGGAUUAAAUGAAGCUCACUUGACUCAGAAUACUUACAUGUAUUUUGUUCACAUGACCACUAAACAUAUUGUCACUAAACUAUUAACUGCACAACAUGUAAUACAAUGUACUUUUUGUUGAAUUCACCCAAGUUCUUCCACUUCUGUACCACUAUUUUUUAAUGGCAUUCCAGCUUUAACAUUCUGUGAGUUUUGUAAAUUUGGCUCUUGAAUGGCAAAAAUGUUACUAUGUAGAAGGUUAAAUUUCAUUUAUAUUAUAAGCGGUGCAGGGGUUCAACAUUUUAAGUAAAAAUACUUUCACACACUACCUCUCUCUCUUUUUUUAAACAAAGUUUUAACAUCAGAACUUUUCUCAUGGGGAAAAAUACUACAGGGCUUGACUUUUUGUACAAAUUUUAACUGUAAAAUACAGAUUUUUCUUGUAUGUAUUCAUGAAAGUAGAAAUCAAAGCUGCUAGUGCUUUUUAUUUUAAUUAUCCUACUAAGGGUAUAUGUCAGUGGUGUUUUCAACUAGAGCUCUCAUUUAAAUUAUUGGUAAAAUAAUUGAUUACUAGACGUAUUGUAGAACCAAUAGAUUUUGGUUAUACAAUAAAAUGUCAAUUCAUUGGUAGUCUGAAUUAAUUCAAGUGUAUCUUAUUAACAAAAAUAUCAGUGGAUUCAGCAUAAAAUUUUAUAGUACUUAAUGUCAAGCCUAACUGUGAAUUUUGUUCUGUAUCUUUAAGUAAAUUUAUGAUAAUGUUCUCAUGCGCUAUCAACAAAAUAUAUGUACUUUUAUGAACUGAAUUUUCU